Messenger RNA from Cooperia oncophora, 183 nucleotides. NCBI's taxonomy places the organism in Eukaryota, Metazoa, Nematoda, Chromadorea, Rhabditida, Trichostrongylidae. The record is from the annotation of a GenBank genome assembly.
AUGUGCGAGAGUCUAAUCAAAAAAGUUGAUGAUGUACUGAGGCAAGGAGGAGACGUUGAAAAGGCUGUGGACCAGUUCUGCAAAGAAGAUGUUCCGGAAUUCCUAGUUGAGUACUGCGAAAAAAUCAUUUCCAAAAAUCUCAAGUACAUCAUCGAAAAACUGAAGUAUCUCACCUGUGCUUGA